Messenger RNA from Diabrotica balteata, 393 nucleotides. Lineage: Eukaryota; Metazoa; Arthropoda; Insecta; Coleoptera; Chrysomelidae. The record is from the annotation of a GenBank genome assembly.
AUGCAUUCGAACAAUGAACUGGAAUUCGCCGCCGCGCUAACCGAAACUCACCAGCAACAUCACCACUUAAGACAUCAACACGAUGAAAUUCCAUGGCCCGUCAAGAAAGAGGCUGUUGUCGAAGGCGAUUUAAUAUUAGGUGGUUUGAUGAUGGUUCAUGAAAGAGAGGAUAGUAUUACUUGCGGUCCGAUAAUGCCGCAGGGCGGCGUACAAGCGUUGGAAACUAUGCUCUACACUCUAGACAGGUUAAAUUACGCCGAGAGGCCGAUUCUGCCGGGAAUAUUACUUGGAGCGCAUAUCUUGGAUGACUGUGAUAAGGACACCUAUGGCUUGGAAAUGGCUGUCGACUUUAUCAAAGGUAAGUCUGACGAAAUAUUUAGCUGUCUAGUUUAG